Moneuplotes crassus is the source of this 4436-nucleotide messenger RNA. NCBI's taxonomy places the organism in Eukaryota, Ciliophora, Spirotrichea, Euplotida, Euplotidae. The record is from the annotation of a GenBank genome assembly.
UUAGUGGAUUAUUGUGAAUAAUAAUUUAUUGGAUAAAAUGGAAUCUAAUUCAGACAAAUAUAUGGACCAAGAAGAGACCAAAGUUCAUAAGAGAGUGAGGUUCAAGAUUCAAGAUACUAAGGAGCAUGUUGAGACCACCUCAGUUGAUAAGCAAGUAGAAUCUAUAGAGUUUCAGACAAUGUCAAGCCAAGAUAUACAACAAUUAGCAGAAAUAGAGGUUAUUAACAGCAAAUUCUAUAACCUUGAAGAGUCAGUGGAUGGAGUCGCCUUCGCACCUUCCAAAGAUGGCCUCCUGGAUCCCAGAAUGGGAGUCUCCUCAAAAAGCGAAGUUUGUAACACAUGUCAUGAGAAAUAUGACAAAUGUCCUGGCCAUUAUGGAUAUAUCAAGUUAGAACUUCCUGUAUAUCAUGUUGGAUUUUUCAAACACGUUCUUCAGAUCCUCCAGUGUAUUUGUAAAACAUGCUCUGAAGUUCUCUUGACCCAGACUUCGAAGAAAGAGUAUUUGGCAAAGAAGCUCAAAAUUACAGACCCUAUUGAACGUGAGAAGAUCAGAAGAGACAUGAUUAAUGAAUGCAAGAGCCAGAAGAUGUGUCUCCAUUGUGAUGCGUACAAUGGAACGAUUAAGAAGGAACCUAAGAUAGCAUGUAAAAUCAUCCACGACAAGUUUGAUAAAGAGAAGAUUACCCAAGAUGAGAGCAUCAAUAUGCUAACUUACCAGUUUGAGCACAUCUGCAAAAUUAACAAAGAUGUUGAGUGGGGGCUCAACAAGAUGCUUCAGGAUAUUAACCCACUCACUGCUUACAAUUUGUUAAAGAACAUUAAGAAAGAAGAUAUACCGCUCUUUGACAUGCCUGGAAAAGAUAUUUUACCUGAAGAUAUGAUCAUUAGGUAUGUGAUCGUACCUCCAAUCUCCUUAAGACCUUCUGUCGCUGUCUCAGAGAACAGAAGAAAUGAGGAUGACUUGACAGUAAAGUUGUUCGAGGUCCUAAAUUUGAACUUCUUGAUCAAAACCUGCAUUAACGAGGGACAGCCUCACUCCAAGCUGACACAAUCUUGGAAUAUGUUGCAAUACACUUUAGCACAGUAUAUUAAUUCAGACACUCCUGGACUUCCAAUUCAUCAAAUGGGGAACAAGUCUAUCAGAGCUUUUUGUCAAAGGCUAAAAGGAAAGCAAGGAAGGUUUAGAGGUAACCUCAGUGGUAAGAGAGUCGACUUCUCAGGCAGAACUGUAAUCUCCCCUGAUCCGAAUGUACAGAUCGGGCAAGUUGUUGUCCCUGUUGACAUGGCUAAGAUCUUUACUUUCCCCACUACAGUUAACAACAUCAACAUGCAAAGAAUGAAGAAAUUAAUCCUAAACGGACCUGAAGUGCAUCCAGGAGCCAACUUUAUCGCCUAUAAAGACGGUAGCAAGAUGAAGAUCCAUGAUAGGAAUAAGGAGAGGCUCAUCAAGAAUCUCAGGAUUGGAGAUAUUGUUGAGAGACAUCUUUCAGACGGUGAUACAGUUCUGUUUAAUAGACAGCCAUCUCUUCACAGGCUCUCCAUCAUGAGCCACAAGGUCAAAGUAAUGCCUUGGAAAACACUCAGAUUUAACGAAUGCUGCUGUGGACCUUAUAAUGCAGAUUUCGAUGGUGAUGAAAUGAACAUACAUCUUCCUCAAACUCAUGAAGCCAAAGCAGAGGCGAAUGUCCUCAUGAACGUUGUCAACAACCUAGUCACACCCAAAAGUGGAGAGCCUCUAAUUGCUGCAACACAGGACUUCCUGACAGCUUCCUUCUUGUUAACCAACAAAGAUAGAUUCUUCGACCAAGCAGAGUUCUGAAGAAUUUGUGGAUAUUUCUGUAUUGAAGAAAAUGAGAGAAUUGAUAUUCCUCUUCCAGCCAUCAUCAAGCCCGUCAAACUCUGGACAGGGAAGCAGAUCAUCAACAUGCUUGUUAGUCAGAACAAGAGCCAAAAGUUAUCCAUAAACUUUGAGCUUGAAGAGAGAAAUUACAUAGGAAGUACAAAACAAAUGUGUCCUCAAGAUGGAUAUGUCUUGUUCAGAGGCAGUGAAUUGAUGUGUGGCAAUCUAGGUAAAGCCACCCUUGGAGAUGGAUCCAAGAAAGGCUUAUUCUACGCAUUGAUCAGAAACUGUUCCAAUGAAAUGGCUGCAAAAUGCAUGCUGAGACUUUCAAAGUUCGCAUCAAGAUGGUUAUCCAAUUAUGGAAUGUCUAUCGGGAUCAGUGAUGUUAUUCCUUACCAAAUCGUAGACCAAAAGGCGGAAAUAGUCCAAGAAGGAUACAGGAAAUGUGACUCCAUAAUCGAGAGAUUUAACGAAGGAAAGCUUAAGCUCAAAGCUGGAUGUAAUGCAGACCAGACAUUAGAAAGCGAGCUCAACGGUAUCCUCUCUGAUAUCAGAGAGAAAGCUGGUAAAGUUUUGAAAGUUGUCCUUCCAAAAACAAACUCUCCCUUGAUAAUGGCAACUUGUGGUUCUAAAGGAAGUUUCUUGAACCUCAGUCAGAUGAUAGCUUGUGUAGGACAGCAAACAGUCAAUGGACAGAGAAUCCCUGAAGGGUUCAUUAACAGGUCUCUGCCACAUUUCGAAACAUUUAGCAAGUAUCCUGCAGCUAAAGGAUUUUGUAAAGCCAGUUUCUUUUCAGGAUUGAAUGCCACUGAGUUCUUCUUCCAUACUGUAGGAGGAAGGGAAGGUCUAGUCGAUACAGCCGUAAAGACAGCAGAGACAGGAUAUAUGCAAAGAAGAUUGAUUAAAUCCCUUGAAGAUCUCUCAGUAAAGUACGAUUACUCCGUGAGAACAAGUACAGGUCAAAUGGUGCAAUUCCUCUAUGGAGAUGAUGGACUUGACCCUAUGAAUAUCGAUAAGAAUGACCUUCCGGUAAACUUUGAAAGACUCCUCGCCAAUGUAAGGGAAAAGACUAAGAGUGGUGCUACAGUCUCUAGUGAAUUCAACCUGAGACCAGAUGAAAUUGAACAAUCUUUAGAAGAAUCGAUCUUAACUGAAAAGAUCAUUAAUAAGCAUAUCACUGAAAGCUUCUGAGAUGAAUUUAGAAAAUAUGUCAAAUCUGAGUUGUAUGAGAAACUUAUAGGCCUAAGAAAAGUCAUGGGUUAUGAUCUGGCACAUUCAAAGAAAGUAACGAAAAAGGCAAUGAAGGAGGAGGAUAGAAUUAUGAAGAAUUUCUUCACUUUGACACAAUCUCAGUUCGAAAUGUUCUGUUCCCAAGUAUGGAAUGUGUACAAAGAAUCAAUGGUUGUCCCAGGUGAGGCUGUAGGAGCUGUCAGUGCACAAUCUAUUGGAGAACCUGGCACCCAAAUGACUCUCAAGACAUUCCACUUUGCCGGUGUGGCUUCUAUGAACAUCACACUUGGAGUACCAAGAAUCAAAGAAAUAAUCAAUGCUGCUAAAACAAUUAGUACACCGAUCAUAUCUGCAAAUUUUCAUAACAAGAAGAAUGAGGCUAGUGCAAGAAUUAUCAAAGGAAAUCUCGAAAGGACUCACCUCGGAGACAUAACUGAGUAUAUCAAAGAGGUUUACAGAUCAAAUAACUGAUUCCUUGAGGUGAAACUUGACUUGGAGACCAUCGGGAAGCUCAAACUUGACCUCACCAUCCAAGAUGUAGCAGCUGCAAUUGUGAAAUCAGUAACAGUCACUAAGAUAAACAAAGAAAUUAAGGCUAAGUCUUCAGGACUCAAGAUUAAACCCAAGCAUGUGACUAUUGAUGGGAAUGACAAAAUCAGGAUAAACCCAUAUGAAUCAACUAGAGAUGCUAUGUACGGCUGCAUGCAACUCAUGAAGAUUACAUUGCCUAAGAUCCUUGUCAAGGGAGUCCCAACUAUUGAGAGAGCAGUCAUAAACAAAGCAGAAGAUGAUAGCGGGGACCUUAACCUCGUUGUAGAGGGAUAUGGCCUCAAAGAGGUCAUGCUAACUCCUGGAGUAAUUCCUUCCCAGACUACUUCUAAUCAUAUCAUCGAGGUUGAAAAUGUCCUUGGAAUUGAGGCUGCCAGGAGCGCUAUUAUUCAAGAGAUUCAAUACACUAUGAACGGACAUGGUAUCUCUGUUGAUCCAAGACACAUUACAAUGCUUGCAGAUGUAAUGACUUACAAGGGAAGGAUCCUUGGAAUCACUAGAUUUGGUAUUUCCAAGAUGAAGACAUCCACACUCAUGCUUGCAAGUUUCGAGCAGACCACUGAUCAUCUCUUCAACGCUGCUGUUUACAACAAGAAAGAUCUUAUCACUGGAGUCAGCGAAUGCAUUAUCACUGGAAAUAUCUUACCUGUAGGAACAGGAAUCUUCAAAUUGUUCUAUGAUAGCGAUGAACUCAAACUAGGUGAAAAGACAAGCGAUGGACAUCCAAAGAACUUGGUUGGAAAAUCUGAAAAACCUGACUUAUUUUGGCUAAAAUAAUUACCUAACUCACUUAAGAUACAUUUUUAUGUGCUAAAUU